This is a messenger RNA of Epinephelus lanceolatus (giant grouper), 4501 nucleotides long. RefSeq names its product glutamate receptor, metabotropic 8b (gene grm8b). Gene Ontology annotation, biological process: G protein-coupled receptor signaling pathway. NCBI's taxonomy places the organism in Eukaryota, Metazoa, Chordata, Actinopteri, Perciformes, Serranidae. Gene Ontology annotation, cellular component: membrane. The record is from RefSeq and is a predicted model, not a curated record. Gene Ontology annotation, molecular function: G protein-coupled receptor activity.
UCUCCAUCUCUGCUGCUCCCCCUCAGCAGCUCCUCUCUCUGACAGCCUGGUGAUGAAGCUCAUUAACUUCAUCUGUUUACUGCACGAGCCACACACACACACAGACACACACACACACACACACACACACUGCUCCUUCCUCUCCUGUUUUGUUCGCACCUUCCUCUCCACCAGACCAGGACCGGGGUCAUGCUGCUUAGACCUGAGACCCGCUCCAUGACCACCGGGGAACUUGAUGAGACCCUCAGACUCCCAUCAGCCUGGACUCUGCUGGUGUGAUGAGCCUGAGAGCCUCCCGUGUUUCCUGUGACGCAGGACAGCCGCGCCGCGCCGCACCGCGCCGCGCACUUCGGAGAGCUCCGAGAAGGGGAGGAGGGAAAAAAAGCGCGUCCGUCACUUCGGUCUUCUGUGACCACUCGACCCAGACGUGAAGAUGUAUUUUACUGUGGUGAGCACCUCGACACACUGAUCUGAGAGCUGUGUGUGGGAGGAGAGGAACCCGGGCUCCGGAGCGUCAUCCUCAGGCUGAGCGGCGAGAGGGAGUCGAACCGACACCUGCAGGUGAUCCGGAGCGGCACAAAGCUGCUGUUUGGAGGAAUUUACCGCUUCUCAUCCAGGAUCAGGAACAGAUCGGGAACAGAUCGGGAACAGAUCUGCCCCGGAACUGCGGGAACAGAUAAAAGUGGAUUUAAUUGAUUUUUUCUCCUGCUGGUUGGUGGAUGCUGAUGAGGAGCCGGAUCGAGUCCUCGCGGAGGAAUUUAGAGCAAAAUGUUUGUGUGAUGUGACAAACAGCUGGAGACAGAAAACAUCUGUCUGACCUGUGACACCGAGAGGAAACACCUGCUCCUGCUGCGGAGAGGAAAGGUUUCAGGAAGAAUGUGAAACUGGAGCUGCUGAGACCCUGAAGCUCCGUCUCCUCCUCUGCAGACAGCGAUGUCCGACACAGGAAGCAGUACUGCAGGAACACCUUGGGGUCAGCAUUCGUAGGUGGGACUGCCCGCCGUGGUUGGCCCUGCCCUGGGUGACGGGGGACUCCAUGGUCUGGCUCAACCCAUCCUCGCCACACCCGCCUGCACCGCCACUGCAGCCACCUGCCUGUUGAUUGUGCGACCGUAUCACCUCUCACUUCCCCUGCAGCUCCACUCACCUCAACAUGGCGAGGGGUCAGAAGCCCCCGGGCGUCACCGGCCACUGCGUCCUCUCUCUGCUGAUGCUUGAGAGCUGCUGGCUGCUUGGCUCCGCUGCCCAAAAGCCCGCCAUGCUGUCGGACUCCCAGCAGCCCCAGCAGGAGUAUGCCCACUCCAUCCGGCUGGAUGGUGACAUCAUCCUGGGCGGCUUGUUCCCAGUGCACUCUCGUGGUGAGAGGGGUGUCCCCUGUGGUGAACUGAAGAAGGAGAAGGGCAUUCACCGGCUGGAGGCCAUGUUGUUCGCCAUCGACCUCAUCAACAAGGACCCGGAGCUGCUGCCUAACGUGACGCUUGGGGCGCGCAUCUUGGACACGUGCUCACGUGACACCUACGCCCUGGAGCAGUCGCUCACAUUCGUCCAGGCACUCAUCGAGAGGGACGGCUCAGACGUCCGCUGUGCUAACGGAGAUCCGCCCAUCUUUGCCAAGCCGGAUAAAGUGGUGGGCGUCAUCGGGGCGUCGGCCAGCUCGGUGUCGAUCAUGGUGGCCAACAUCCUGCGACUUUUCAAGAUCCCUCAGAUCAGCUACGCCUCGACGGCUCCAGAGCUCAGCGACAACACUCGCUAUGACUUCUUCUCCCGCGUAGUUCCUCCAGACUCCUACCAGGCUCAGGCCAUGCUGGACAUCGUCACGGCGAUGGGCUGGAACUACGUGUCCACGCUCGCCUCUGAGGGAAACUACGGCGAGAGUGGCGUGGAGGCCUUCGUCCAGAUCUCCAGAGAUUCAGGUGGGGUUUGCAUCGCUCAGUCUCUGAAGAUUCCUCGGGAGCCGAGACCCUUAGAGUUUGACAAGAUCGUCUUGCGUCUGCUGGAGACGCCCAAUGCCCGCGCUGUCAUCAUGUUCGCAAAUGAGGACGACAUCAGGCGAAUUCUCGAUGCGGCAAAACGCAACAACCUGACGGGUCACUUCCUGUGGGUGGGCUCUGACAGCUGGGGCUCCAAGAUCUCUCCAGUGGUCCAGCAGGAGCGGGUGGCCGAGGGCGCCAUCACCAUCCUCCCCAAGAGGGCGUCUGUGGACGCGUUCGACCGUUACUUCAAGAGCCGCUCGCUGUCCAACAACCGCAGGAACGUCUGGUUCGCCGAGUUCUGGGAGGAGAACUUUGUCUGCAAGCUGGGGAUGCACGGCAAGAGGCCAGGCAGCCCCAAGAAAUGUACAGGAUUGGAGAAAGUCGGCCGUGACUCCACCUACGAGCAGGAGGGGAAGGUUCAGUUUGUGAUGGACGCCGUGUACGCCAUGGCCCACGCUCUGCACCACAUGCACCGCGAGCUCUGCGCCGGAUACCCCGGCCUCUGCCCGCGCAUGGCCAAUAUCGACGGCAAGGAGCUGCUGGCCCACAUCCGUGCUGUUAGCUUCAACGGAAGUGCCGGAACUCCAGUCAUUUUCAACGAGAAUGGCGAUGCUCCUGGACGCUACGACAUCUUCCAGUAUCAGAUCAACAACAGGUCAAUGGCAGAGUACAAGGUCAUCGGACACUGGACCAAUCAACUGCAUCUAAACAUGGAGGCCCUGCAGUGGACCACCGGCGACUCCUCCCUGCCGGCCUCAGUGUGCAGCCUGCCAUGCCGGACCGGCGAGAGGAAGAAGGUGGUGAAGGGCGUCCCGUGUUGCUGGCACUGUGAGCGCUGCGAGGGAUACCACUUCCAGGCCAGCGAGUUCACCUGUGAGCUCUGCCCCUACGAGAAGAGACCCGACCAGAACCGCACGAGCUGCCAGCCCAUCCCCAUCAUCAAGCUGGAGUGGCACUCGCCCUGGGCACUGAUACCCGUCUUCAUCUCCGUCCUGGGCAUCAUCGCCACUACCUUUGUCAUUGUCACCUUUGUCCGCUACAAUGACACGCCCAUUGUUCGCGCAUCAGGACGGGAGAUGAGCUAUGUGCUGCUGACGGGCAUCUUCCUGUGUUACAUCAUCACUUUCCCCAUGAUCGCUGCGCCGGAUGUGGUCGUCUGCUCCUUCCGCCGCAUCUUCCUAGGCCUCGGCAUGUGCUUCAGCUACGCCGCACUGCUUACCAAGACCAACCGCAUCCACCGCAUCUUCGAGCAGGGCAAGAAGGCAGUGACGGCGCCACGCUUCAUCUCACCAGCCUCCCAGCUGGUCAUCACCUUCUCUCUGAUCUCAGUCCAGCUGCUCGGUGUCCUUAUCUGGUUCGCCGCCGACCCACCGCACACCUUUGUGGACUACGGUGAGCAGCGCACGCAGGAUCCCUGGAACGCUCGCGGCGUCCUCAAGUGUGACAUCUCUGACCUGUCGCUCAUCUGCUCUCUGGGAUACAGCAUCCUCUUGAUGGUCACAUGCACUGUUUACGCCAUCAAGACUCGUGGCGUACCAGAGACCUUCAAUGAGGCCAAACCCAUUGGAUUUACUAUGUACACGACCUGCAUCAUCUGGCUCGCCUUCAUCCCCAUCUUCUUUGGCACGGCACAGUCAGCGGAGCGGAUGUACAUCCAGACGGCCACGCUGACCGUUUCCCUCAGCCUCAGCGCCUCUGUCUCUCUGGGCAUGCUCUACAUGCCAAAGGUCUACAUCAUCAUCUUCCACCCCGAGCAGAAUGUCCCCAAACGCAAGCGCAGCUUCAAGGCCAUCGUCACUGCUGCCACAAUGACCAGCAAGCUGUCCCAGCUGGCGGCCGAGCGGCCCAACGGCGAGGUGAAGACGGAGCUAUGCGAGGGCGUGGAGGCCAGUGUGCCGCCAACAAAAACCACCUACGUCAGCUACACCAACCACGCCAUGUGAAGAAACCACGCCUUCGACACAAGGACGUCCCGGGACAUUUAAAGAAGCAGAUUUCUGUCAGACGUCACCACGAGGUGCUCUGAGCAAUCUGAAGGAUCCGAAUGACUGACAAACUGAACCAACAACAUCUGUGGUGUUUUUUAUGUUUACAGACAGCAGGGAACGGGCCUGAACGGCGCCCAAAACCUGACAGGAUCACAACUGAAAACCAUCCGAGAGACCGUGAGGAAGCAGGAGGAGGAUGGUAAUUCUAAAGACAAAAAAAAAAAAAAAAUUAUAAAAAAAAAUUAAACAAGUCUUCUAAAUGAAAUACAAAAAAGAAAUUGUUGGGACCAACCAUAUUUGUUGUUAUUCUAAUUGUGCGUUGAAAAAAAAACAAACAAAAAAAACUUGUGGUUGUGAAAAUUUCUGGUUCUUGUCUCAUGUCGUCCGUCCGUCGACCUGCAUUAUGAGACGAGUCCGUCGCUGUUUUCGGCUAACUGAACGGUAGCUUUUGGUUGUGAAAUGUCUAAAUGCCAUGGUUGAAUUGAAGCAUGCCCGUUUUUUAUACAAAUGAUCUAUUUAUAAUAAAGGAAUGUUUCACAA